Messenger RNA from Nestor notabilis (Kea), 1969 nucleotides. RefSeq names its product pentatricopeptide repeat domain 3 (gene PTCD3). Gene Ontology annotation, molecular function: ribosomal small subunit binding; protein binding; rRNA binding. Gene Ontology annotation, cellular component: mitochondrion. The record is from RefSeq and is a predicted model, not a curated record. The transcript is spliced from 23 exons. NCBI's taxonomy places the organism in Eukaryota, Metazoa, Chordata, Aves, Psittaciformes, Psittacidae. Gene Ontology annotation, biological process: mitochondrial translation. The annotation marks the transcript as partial.
GUGUUCUUCUAGCAGUACAACUCUUGGGAAGACCGCAGACAAUUCAGAAGUUGCACAUGAAGAAAUUGUGCUCCCCCGAAGGAAAACCUGGGAUAAACUGGCAGUUCUUCAGACAUUGGCUUCUACUGUGAAAAGGGAUCCUACUGCUGCUCAUUAUAUGUUCCCAGAUGACCCUUACCUUAUGCCAAAAAAUGCAGCCAGUUUUCGGCUGUUUGCGUUGUCGAAGGAGUCUGGGAUAAAUGCUGCGAAAUUCAUUAUUAAGCAGUUUCCUCAGUAUUUUGACAAGAUAUCUGUAGAGCCCGACGUACCAUGCUUUAUGCCUGAGAUUCUGACACCUCAGAUUGAAGGAGUGAGUGAGGAAGCUCUAAAAGAGCGUAUCCACCUCAGAAGGGUGAAGGAUUCUGUGGACCUGUUUGAUCAGCUUGUACAAGCAGGUACUCCUGUAUCUCUGGAGACCACAAACAGGCUUUUAGAUUUGUUAUGCUUCUAUGGAGAUGGAGAAUCUGCACAGGAGAAAGAGGCAGAAGCAAAAAAGGAAGAAGCAAAAGAGGAUUUGGAAGAAGCAAAAGAGGAUUUGGAAGAAGCAGGGAUGAAUGCUUCAGAGCAGAAGGCUCCAAAGAGACGAUUCCAAAGAGGUUCACAGUCAUCUGGCCCUCGAUGGAGGGAGAACAACAACGCUGAAAGGAUAUUUAAGAUAAUGCCAGAGAGGAAUGCACACUCCUAUUGCACAAUGAUCCGUGGGAUGGUGAAGCAUGGGGCUUUUCUUAAAGCUUAUGACAUGUACAUAGACUUGCUGAAUGAAAGACACAAGGCUGAUGUGCACACCUUCAACGCGCUGAUUUCAGUAGUCCCACAUCUAAAGGACAGGUUCUUGGAAAGAUGGGAGUUAGCCAAGGACUUCCUAAAUCACAUGGCUCAACAGGAAGUGCAACCAAAUCUGCUAACUUUUAAUGCUUUACUGAAGACUCUGAGAAGAUGUGGUGGUAUAGGCAGAAGUAUGUCGUUACUGGUAAUAAAGGAAAUGGAAGCACUUGAUAUAGAGCCUAGCCUUGCCACAUAUGAGCAUCUUCUCUUCAUGUUUUAUAGAGGCGUUGAACUUCACCCAUCGGGUAUCAUCUCUGAGGUGCUAGAUGAUGUUGAAAAGAGGAGCUUCACUCCCCAGGACCCUGAUGACGCCAACUUUUUUAUGACUGCAAUGCAAGCGUGCUGUGAUCUAAAGGACAUCAAGCUUGCCUACCGGUUAAAUAAGGCCAUGGAGAAGGGAGACAACUGGAAAUUCUUGAGCAUGGAUCGGUUAAAUAUCUACUGGUCAAAAUUCUUCUCCUUGUUGUGUAUGAUGGAACAAAUUGAUGUGGUGUUGAAAUGGUACAAAGAAAUGUCCUGCUCGCUUUUCUAUCCAACUCCUAAAAAUAUGUUGGAUCUCCUUCAAGCACUGGAUGCAGCCAACCACUUGGAAAGGAUCCCUUCAGUCUGGGAAGAUGUGAAACAGAUGGGGCUUAAUAGGAGACCAGAACUAUUGGAAGAGAUCUUGUCGUUGAUGAGCAGGGAUCAGCACCCUGAUGAGAUCCAGCAGGCGUUUGCCAAGUGUGCUGAAGACAUCAAAGCUGUGCACGAGCAGGGUGGGAGGGAGCAGGUCCCGCUGCAGUGGACGGGCAGCACGCUGGGCUGCAUCGCUCUCCUGUUUGCCAGGGCUGGCAGGACCCAGGAUGCUUGGAACAUGAUGGAGCGUUUCCAGCAAAUCAAUAGGAUUCCUACUGAUCAGGUGCUGGAUGGGUUCUGGAGCUGUGCUAAACAAAACAACUGCCCAGAUGAGGCGAUUAAGCUGGUAAAGCUGGCAGCAUCCCUCGGCCUUCCUGCAUCUCACAGGCUUAAAAGCAGAACGGAGAAAGAAUUUGAACUCUCUGAAAAGCAGAAGGAGACAUUGGAGAGCAUCCAGUCGGACAGCGACAGUGACAGUGACCGUGAGUAG